UAUGUAUGUAUAUAUGUAUGUAUUUUCCUGUGUUCGAAUAAGAAAGCGUCACUGAAAGUUGUAACCAUGGAAUAGAGAUUAUCAAAACAUUUGAAACGAGGGCAGACUUGUUUACCUGUCCUUCCUAAGAGAAAGUAUUACAUAUUCAUUUAUCAUUAUUUUAAGUCACAACCGAUAAAAUAUUUCUUGAUUUUAUUUGUUCCAGGAUUUAUUAUUCUGUGAUUUCGUUUUAAGUUGUUAUCUAUAUUGAGAAGAAGAAGAAAGAAAUCCUCCUCUCAGGAACCAUGCAUUGACGUAUUGACCUCAACUAUCGCUGCUUUCGAUCUGCAACGCACCUGUUCGUUUUCAAUCAAAGGUAACUCGGUUUACAGUGAAUUCUUUACACACAUUUACGUGUAUCAUAACAGAAGAAAAGAAAGAGGUGCAAAAUGAGUUCCAGACCAAUUUCACGGAAGAAAACCAAAAUAAAGUCCUUUUCAAGACCAGACAGUGCCCCUACAGAUAAAACUGCUCCUGAUGUAUGGCUCACUUCUCUUAAGAACAGCAAUGAAAAUACUGUCUUACUGAAAAAAGUUGAUCAGAACUUGGCAUAUAACAGUACUUCAGCAUAUCAUCGGCAAGUCAUGGCUUUUGGGAAAACAAGAAAAAUGCCAGAAAUCAAUUCUCCUCGAAUGGCUGCAGGAACCCCUUUGUAUAAGAGUAAAGAGGAAUAUUAUGAUGAAGAGCUGCGAUUAAGAAAGGAAAUUGGAUCACUGAAGCAAGAAAAUUCUACGCUGAAAACUAAACUGCGCCGUUUGGAAGAAGAUAAUCUUAAGAAGGAAAAAGAAAUUGCUGCCCUCCUUGAUACUGGAAAGAACGAGGAAUUUCGGAGAACCUUAACUGAUCGACGAUCAGAAUCCUUCAUUGUUAUUUCAAAUCUCAAGCAUAAAAUUAUGAAACUAGAAGCACAACUUAAAGCCAAGGAAACUGCCUAUUUGAAACUGAAGAGCAAUUUGAAAACCACCAAAGUUGAAGAACUACAAGUUCAGGUAGAAACACUUCACCAGGAAAUUGUACGUCUACAGAAUUGCAACAGUGAACAGAAGUUCUUUAAAAAAGAGAGUGGGAACAGUACGAAAAUGAAAGCAUUGAGUGACACUGUUCUGUGUUUGAACCAGACUUUGGAACAACUUCGAAAUGAAAAUCAGUCUUUGAAAGAAGAUUUGGUUGAAGCUCUUGAAAACACAAGCCAAAACAAGGUUUCGAAAAGUUUGAACCAAAAUAAAACUAACUCUGAAACAAUCAAAGACCAAGAAGACAUGAAGCAACAUGAACUGUUGACCGUCAUUGCUGAACAAAAGAAAAUUAUUAAAGAUUUUGAAAGAGAGAAGGCAGUCUUGGAGGAUUAUCUUGAAAACAAGCCUUGGAGCAAUGUUCCUGGUAAAAUUCAGGUCCAGGGUUCCAUAGUUGAGCAACUGGAGCAGCUUGACAAACAAGAAACUCAUUUACUGGAAGAAUUGCAGAAUAUGAAAAAACUCAAGAAACAAAUGAAAAGUGAAAGAAAUCACUAUAAGAAAAAGAGUGAAGAAUUUGAAUUAGAUUGUCAGAAAUUGCAGCUGACCAUAAAAGAACUGGAACUAAAGCUCAAACUUGACAACAAAGCUACAAAUUCUUCAUUGAGACACAGAUCAAGAACCUCUCCCACUUCUGAGAACCAUAAUUCUCGAAGAAAUAGUAAGACAAAACAUAAGUCUGUUGAAAAUAUAAAGAAAUUAAAUGAGGAAAAAGAAAUUGUCAGCCAAGAACCUCAAGCGACAAGCAAUGAAGACGUGCUCAAACUAAGGAAAAAUCAUGCAGCAAAGUGUAUUCAGAAAGCAUGGCACCAACACGAUGCUAAUAAACAAGCUCUGGUAAUCAUUCAGGGCACACUCUUAGCACAUGCUGCUCGAAAGAAGUUUCUCAGACAAUCCAAAAAAGAACUCAAGUCCACCCGUCUGUGUGAAGAGGAAAACAUCUUGGAGAGAUCUGUAAAACUGAUACAGUCAGUAGUGAGGGCUCAUUACAGCAGGAUAAAACAACAGCAGAUCUUUAGGGAAAAUUUAAAGACGGAACAAAUAGUGCAGAGAUAAAGACAGAUUAUACAGUUCUUUAAUAAUAUUCGAUAUAUUGUUGUGUCUGGGGAGAGUCAUUUUCACUUUAUGCCUUAUUCCAUAUAUAUAUAUAUACAUAUAUAUUUAAUAAUAAUUAAUGAUGCAUUUUAUAAAUCAAAAUUGAAAAACCAUUCUUUCUUUUUUUCUACACUCUUUUCUUUUCACCCCCCACCUCCUCCUCUGAAAUUUAAAUAUAUUAAAUAUGUGCUCUGUAUAAAACAUCUUUAAUAUAUUUAAUUCUUCUAUUUCUUUCUUUUUUUUUUUAACUUAUUCCUGUUUCCCACCAAUCACAGUAUGUGCAAGCAGUUGGCAGAAAAAUCAUUCUUCAAAAACAGUCAACUGCAAUAAAAAGAGAUUAA
Messenger RNA from Octopus sinensis (East Asian common octopus), 2488 nucleotides. RefSeq names its product IQ domain-containing protein E-like. NCBI's taxonomy places the organism in Eukaryota, Metazoa, Mollusca, Cephalopoda, Octopoda, Octopodidae. The transcript is spliced from 19 exons. The record is from RefSeq and is a predicted model, not a curated record. Bases 429 to 2108 code for a protein of 559 amino acids.